Messenger RNA from Impatiens glandulifera, 1144 nucleotides. RefSeq lists its product as uncharacterized. Lineage: Eukaryota; Viridiplantae; Streptophyta; Magnoliopsida; Ericales; Balsaminaceae. The transcript has 3 exons. The coding region runs from base 148 to 816 and encodes 222 amino acids. The record is from RefSeq and is a predicted model, not a curated record.
GUGUAGCAAAAGGAGUUGAAUCAUCGGACAUAAAUGAGCACGCCCAAGUUUCAUCAUCAUCAUCAAGCUAUUUGAGGGCGAGUCUGUACUCUUUUAAUAUAAUAAAGAUCUCUCCUUUGGCUACUUGUUUGAAGUAAGGGAGCAUCCAUGGAAGAACCUAAGCCCGCUCAAACCCCUGCUCAAACUCAAAUCCCAGAUUCUAAACCAGAUCCAGAUUCCAACAUACCCCAAAAUCAAACCCUCCCUCAAUCUCAACCUCCGAUGCCGGCGCCGCCAUCAACCCUUCCUCCUCAAAGCAAGAAGAGACCCCUUAACCAAAACAUUCAAGACUCGCCGUACUACAAGAUGCGACUCAUUGUUAAAGACCUUCGUCCCCAUUUCAUCGAGGUACUGAAAACGUCUGACUUCCAGAAAUGCGAUGCAGCCCGUAAGAUUCAAGAACAGAUGAAGAUUCUGAUGGGUUUUUACAAAGAGAUGAUAGCAGAGCCAGCAGUCUCUUCUUCUUUGGAGAAUUCUAAUAAUGGCAGACCAGUUAAAGACACCCCAAAUGGCCAAGACAUUCAGCCAGACAGAAAAUUUGUGAAACCUAGUAAAGACAGGGCUGUUCCAACAGGAAACACAAACGAGAGACAAUUGUCGUCAGAAGAUGGUAAAAACAAUGUGGGAUUUUUCGUGGGAGGAUCAGCUUUCGGUUGGAAUUUCACCUCUUCUUUUGGGAAUAGCGAACCUGUGUAUUAUGGAAGAACAAAGGAAGCAUAUAGGGCCGCUAAGGUGAUAGUUGAUGAUAAGGCUGCACCGCCGUCAUCAUCAUCGUGAUCUAUAUUGUAACCCCUGUAUGGUCUUCAAAUCCUUAGUUUGCUUUAUAAUAAGCAAAACUUAAACUCAGCUGAAACUAUUGAGGAUAUGGGCACUUUAUAUUGACCCUUUUGCGUUGAUCUAAUAUUUUGUAAUGUCAAAUUUAUAAGCGAUCAUGGCGAUGCGUAAUGCAAACUGGUUUUCGACACUUUAGGUUUAGGAUUUACAAGUUGAGCCAACAUUCCAUCCACAUAUGCCUUUGGUCCUGAUAAUUUUUCUUGUUGCUUUGGUGGUUCUUUUUGUUUUUAGAACCAGAGAUUAUUUCUUGAAGAAAACUAGUACAAAUUAA